AUGUCUCUCCCCGACGGAAAUAGCACGUACAUCAUUUGUACACUAGCCACUUGCCCCAUUGACGAUGCCUUUGUCGAUUAUCUUCCCUCCUUGGCUGGCAAUGCAACCUAUCUUGCUAUUUUUGCGAUUCUGUGGCUCGCUCAGGUAUAUCUAGGAAUCCGUUAUCGCACCUGGGGGUUUCUGGCCACCAUGGCAGUUGGUGGUCUUCUUGAAAUAGCGGGAUACCUUGGCCGGAUUCUUUUACACUCAGAUCCUUUCAACUUCAACUACUUCCUAAUCUAUCUCAUCUGCCUCACCAUCGGCCCAACCCUGCUCUCCGCAGCCCUCUACCUCUGCCUCGCACGGGUUAUCGUCGCAUACGGCACCGAAUUUUCUCGCUUUCAGCCUCGCACAUAUACCCUCACAUUUAUCAGCUGCGAUUUUGCAUCUUUGGUUUUGCAAUGUGCCGGUGGGGGCAUUACCGCCACGUCGGGUGAUCAGGCUACCUCGGAUGCUGGUGUCCACAUCAUGGUUGCGGGCUUAGCGCUCCAAGUUUCUAGCUUGGUCUUGUUUAUGAUUCUCUGCCUUGAGUAUGCUUGGCAGGUGAGACACUCUCCUAAACAAGACCGUUUUAUGGAUUUGAGAAGUACCGGGUCAUUUAGAGUUUUCAAAUAUGCACUGGCGGUAUCCACCGUAGCCAUUUUCAUUCGGUCUGUGUAUCGUGUUGCUGAACUAUCUGGUGGGUUCGGAGGAGCGCUCGCAAAUAAUCAGACCAGUUUUAUGGUGCUGGAGGGGCCGAUGGUGAUAAUUGCCGUCCUAGCGAUGACGUUGUUCCAUCCUGGGAUAUGUUUCAAUGGGCACUGGGUGGCUGCAAGUUGGACAUUAAGGGGCAAGCAUUGA
Lachnellula hyalina is the source of this 879-nucleotide messenger RNA. RefSeq names its product Sphingoid long-chain base transporter. Gene Ontology annotation, cellular component: fungal-type vacuole; plasma membrane. The record is from RefSeq and is a predicted model, not a curated record. The transcript is spliced from 3 exons. Lineage: Eukaryota; Fungi; Ascomycota; Leotiomycetes; Helotiales; Lachnaceae. Bases 1 to 879 code for a protein of 292 amino acids.